Molecule: messenger RNA, 2300 nt
Organism: Salmo salar (Atlantic salmon)
Lineage: Eukaryota; Metazoa; Chordata; Actinopteri; Salmoniformes; Salmonidae
Product: transforming growth factor beta-1 proprotein
Biological process (GO): regulation of cell population proliferation; transforming growth factor beta receptor signaling pathway
Cellular component (GO): extracellular region
Molecular function (GO): transforming growth factor beta receptor binding; growth factor activity; cytokine activity
Source: RefSeq, a predicted model, not a curated record
AACUAGACAGAAAAGCAACAGGAACUGGAAUGAAAAGAUCAGUGGCUGAUGAUGGCUGCUGAAACUAACAACUCUAGGGUCUAAUAGGGUAGAUGGUUUUCUACGGUGUGUUGUUUUUUUCUUAUUUCUUUGUUUUAGUCUGAAACGUUUUGAUUGACUGGAUCUGGAUAUAGUAGACUAGAGAAAGAGAAGGAGGCGGGCCUGAGCUGUAACUGUGGUUUACACAGGGUCUCCUAAGAGCUUGUUUGUUAUUUUAAAUUGGGUCCCAGGGACGGGGAGUAAUGUGGUGAUGUGCUGUAGUUCAUUCAUUCAUGAAUUGAGACUGCCUCUAGGGAGCACUGUGAGAGUCUGUGAGGCACCAUGCCAGCGAGACAGUGACUCAGUUUAGGCUGAGCUCUUUUGGUGGUGAACUCUAUGUGGUUCUCGUCUGGGAUCUGACCUCGGCUCCAGAGCUAGCACCAGUCUCUGAGGAACUCAACUUGAGAUACUGAAGCCUCCUGGGUUGUUGUGACAGCAGCAGGAGAAGUACAUUGAAAUCAGCUCAUGCAACAGGCUCAAACAGGACGGUAAAUCCACAUAAUAGUCAACUCUGAAAGCCUGCUGUCAUAGACAUUGUUCCUCUUUAAAGUGUGCAAUGAGGGCAGUGUGUUUGAUGCUGACUGCCUUAUUGAUGCUGGAAUAUGUGUGCCGGAGUGACACCAUGUCCACCUGUAAGUCUCUGGACUUGGAGCUGGUGAAGAGGAAACGUAUUGAGGCCAUCCGUGGACAGAUACUGAGCAAGCUGCGGAUGCCCAAGGAGCCAGAGAUUGACCAGGAGGGAGACACCGAGAAGGUCCCAGCUUCCCUGAUGUCCAUCUACAACAGCACAGUGGAGCUGAGUGAGGAGCAGGUGCAAACGUACAUACCGCCUAAUCCGGAUGCAGAGGAGGAGGCAUACUUUGCAAAGGAGGUCCACAAGUUCAACAUGAAACAAAGUGAGAACACCAGUAAGCACCAGAUGCUCUUCAACAUGUCUGAGAUGCGGUCAGUAUUGGGGACUGAUCGACUGCUCUCUCAAGCUGAGCUCCGUCUCCUCAUCAAGAACCGUGGCAAGAUCGAAGACAACGAGCAGAGGCUGGAACUCUACAGAGGAGUUGGAGAUAAGGCACGUUACCUGAAGUCCCAUUUUGUCUCCAAGGAAUGGGCCAAUCGCUGGGUGUCCUUUGAUGUUACACAGACUCUGAAUGAGUGGCUGCAAGGGGCUGGAGAGGAGCAGGGAUUCCAAUUGAAGUUGCCUUGUGAUUGUGGGAAACAAAUGGAGGAAUUCCUCUUCGAAAUAUCAGGGAUGAACAAGCUGAGGGGAGAUACAGAAACACUAGCCAUGAAAAUGCCAUCAAAGCCUCACAUUUUACUGAUGUCACUUCCUGUGGAACGCCACAGCCAGCUUAGCUCUCGGAAGAAACGACAAACCACUACUGAAGAGAUCUGCUCAGACAAAUCGGAGAGUUGCUGUGUGCGAAGACUUUACAUUGACUUCCGUAAGGACCUGGGCUGGAAGUGGAUCCAUGAACCCACUGGCUACUUUGCUAACUACUGCAUCGGCCCCUGCACCUAUAUAUGGAACACAGAAAACAAGUAUUCCCAGGUACUGGCUCUGUAUAAGCACCACAACCCCGGAGCCUCUGCCCAACCCUGCUGUGUUCCACAGGUCUUGGAGCCCCUACCCAUUAUCUAUUAUGUGGGGAGACAACACAAGGUGGAGCAGUUGUCCAAUAUGAUUGUUAAGUCCUGCAAGUGUAGCUAGAAUUACUGCACGUCUCUCUAUUUUCUUGUCCAUUGUAUUUCCUUGUACUCAUAGAGAUACAAAAUGGGGGCUGAUCCUUUUUGAUGCCGCUGGUUUAGUGUAAAAUGCUUGUCCCUUGGAAAUCAGGAUGUAGUCAAGACAUUCAUUUACGAAGGGUACUAUUAUAAUUGUGUUUGGGUGGUGUCUCAAGUCUGCAUUUUUCAUUUAGCUUUUCCCAGCAGAGAAUUUGUUUAUGUUUAGUGAUUUGUUAAUGUUUUCUUAUUUUAUUUAAAAUAUAUGUAGUGCUUUAUGGAGUUUAAAAAAAUGUUGUUUAGACAUGUCCUGGGUGUGUCAAUAGUCUUGACUAAUUGUCACUGUGUUGCAGUAUUUGUGCUCCCUGGUAAAUAUAGAGGAAAGAGAGAGGCUAAGACGGGAUUAGUUUGGGUUUACUACUUAAAAUAAUGAAUGUUCAAUAGCAUCAAUGUCCUCUCAAUAUUUUUGUCAUUAUUCUCUUUUGAAUAAAUGUAUCUGCAUCACA